AUGAUAGGGCUCGAAGCCUCAGCCGUGAUUGUUGUCGAGCGUUUGACGAAGAAUGUCACAGAGGAGCAUCUGCGCGAAAUCUUUGGGCAAUACGGCCCAAUUGACGACAUGGACGUGCCCCUGAGCCGGCAGUUCGGUACUAAUCGCGGAGCUGCGUAUAUUCUCUACGUCAACGAAGCCGAUGCCGAAGCUGCCAUCGCCCACAUGCACGAAGCCCAGCUCGAUGGCGCCACCAUUAGCGUGUCAAUAGUCCUACCGCGCCGCAAGUUCUCACCCCCGCCCCCUACUGCGACUCACGGCGCCAACUACGAUCCUCGACUCCCUCCUCCCGGACGCGGCGGUAGAGGCCCUCGAGGUGUUCCUGGAAUGGGUGAUCAAGGAGCCCCCAACCCUCCAAGGGUCGAAGAGGCCGAGGACGAUACGAGGAGGAAUACGACCGGCGUCGCAGCCCGAGUCGUGACAGCUAUGGAGGUGGCUAUCGCGGAGGCAGAAGUCGAUCGAGAGACCGCAGGACCUACCGCUGAACAGCCUGAUGCCGGGUUCACGGGACGUAUUACUCUCGUUUGA
Molecule: messenger RNA, 567 nt
Organism: Diaporthe amygdali
Lineage: Eukaryota; Fungi; Ascomycota; Sordariomycetes; Diaporthales; Diaporthaceae
Exons: 4
Coding region: 1-567 (188 amino acids)
Biological process (GO): mRNA splicing, via spliceosome
Cellular component (GO): ASAP complex; cytoplasm; nucleoplasm
Molecular function (GO): RNA binding
Source: RefSeq, a predicted model, not a curated record